This is a messenger RNA of Corythoichthys intestinalis (scribbled pipefish), 1118 nucleotides long. Its product is annotated as class I histocompatibility antigen, F10 alpha chain-like. NCBI's taxonomy places the organism in Eukaryota, Metazoa, Chordata, Actinopteri, Syngnathiformes, Syngnathidae. Bases 24 to 1118 code for a protein of 364 amino acids. The record is from RefSeq and is a predicted model, not a curated record. Gene Ontology annotation, biological process: immune response. Gene Ontology annotation, cellular component: external side of plasma membrane. The transcript has 6 exons.
CUAGAACUCAGCAACCUGCAAAAAUGAAAACAAAGCGCGAAGUGGCUCAGGUGAGCCGAGGCGGAGGCUGUUGUCAUUCCAAGAUCGACUCAAAACAGCGCCAGCUGGUGAUGAUCAUCGCUCUGACAGUCUUUUUGCUGGCGCAAAUUGACGGCGCCGCGCCUGUCAUCCACUCUCUCAAAUAUAUCAAGACGGCGUCAUUUCAAAUUCCAAACUUCCCAGAGUUCUUGAGCGUGGGUUACGUUGACGGCGUUCAGAUUUCACACUACGACAGCGAGAACAGAAAAUCGGUAGCCAAACAGGAGUGGAUGGAGAAAAUCACAGCCGAGGAGCCACGCUACUGGGAGAGACAGACACAGAUCAAUAUUGCUAAUCAGGAGAGAGACAAAGUUAGCAUUCGUAAUCUUCAAGAGCGCUUCAACCAAACAGGAGGUCUUCACAUGAUCCAGCGGAUGGUUGGCUGCCAAUGGGACAAUGUGACCGACCAGGUCGAUGGUUGGUAUCACAUCAGUUACAACGGGGAAGACUUUCUGUCAUUUGAUUUGAAGGGAUCGAGGUGGAACGCCAUCCAAUCGCAAGCUAUUAUCACCAAAAACAAGUGGAAUGAAGUGGAACGCUAUAAUGAAUACUUGAAGUAUUACUUGACUGAGGAAUGUCCUUCAUACUUGAAGAAGUACGUGAACUUUGGGAGAGACGUUCUGAUGAGAACAGUGCUCCCACGAGUGUCCCUGCUCCAGAAGACUCCGGAAUCGCCGGUCACCUGCCACGCCACGGGUUUCUACCCCAGGACGGCCGCCCUCUUCUGGAGGAAGGACGGCGAGCGGCUCCACCAGAACGUGGAGAUGAACGAGAUCCUCCCCAACCACGACGGGACCUUCCAGACCAGCGCUCGCCUCAUAACGGUGGAACGACGAGCUCGGUAUGAGUGCGUCUUCCGGCUGGACGGCGUCCCGGAGGACGUGGUCACCCCGCUGGACCUCGCCGAGGUAUUGAGCAACGAGCGCAUAGAAGCGCGAGAAAGGAGGAGGACGCCGGUGGCCGUCGCCGUCCUGUUGGUCCUCCUCUCUCUGGGUGUCGCCGUCACGGCCUUUGUCGCCAAGCGUAAACAAGAGGAAUAA